AUGAGCUUAGACAAUGACGAGAAGCGAGCUCGUACACGAUCCAAGGCCCUCCGAGUUCCCCCAGAGCCUGCAGGUGCCGACCUCAGCUGUCCCACCCCCGGGUGCACGGGCUCGGGACACAUCCGGGGCAAGUACUCCAGGCACCGAAGCCUGCAGAGCUGCCCUCUGGCCAAGAAGCGGAAGCUGGAGGGUGCCGAGGCCGAGCACCUGGGGUCCAAGCGGAAGGCGCACCCCCUGAAGCUGGCUCUGGGCGAGGGCUACGGCACGGACAGCGACGACAGCGAGGGUGCCGAGGUGAAGGGCGCCUCUGUUUCCGAUGAAUCGGAAGGAGCUGCGGAGGAGGACGAGGCCGGGGCCUCAGGACAGGAGGAGAUUCAUCGCCGCGCGCCAGCUGAAGGAAGGAGCCCCGUCGAGGCUCAUUUUGGAUCCAAUCCCAUCAGCAGCCUCACGGGCUCCUCCAAGGGCAGCUACAGCAGCUAUCAGGAAAUCAUCGCAACUUCUCUCCUAAAUUUGGGCCAAAUCGCUGAAGAGACAUUGGUUGGGGAAGACUUGGGCCAGGUGGCCAAGCCGGGACCCGGCAUCGUGCACCUGGUCCAGGAGGAGGCUGAGGAAGGAGCCACCAGUGACGAGGGGGAGAAGGACGUCUUUGUGCAGCCAGAAGAUGCAGAGGAAGUGAUCGAAGUCACCAGCGAGCGCUCCCAGAAGCUGUCUCCCCAGUCUCUGGAGGGUGUGGCCAGUGAGGAGUCUAGCCAGCAGAAAGUGGCCCUGGGCAAUGGGGAGGAAGAGGAGGAGGAGGAGGAAGAGGAGGAGGAGGAGGAGGAGGAGGAGGAGGACGAGGAGGAGGAGGAGGAGGAGGAGGAGGACGAGGCCCCUCCCGAUGUGAUCUGCCAGGAGGAUGGCCCCCACGCCCCUGCCCCAAAGGCCCCCGAGACCCGGCGCCCGGCGCCUCCCAGCCCCACGCCCGCACACUCUGUCCUGGUGGAGGUGCGCUCUGACCAUGGCAAGGACGAGGACUCACGCUCCCAGAAGUCUGCAGUCACGGAUGAGUCGGAGAUGUACGACAUGAUGACCCGCGGGAACCUGGGCCUCCUGGAGCAGGCCAUCGCCCUGAAGGCUGAGCAGGUGCGGGCUGUCUGUGAGCCGGGCGGCCCCCCUGCCGAGCAAGGCCCGCUGGGCCCCGGCGAGCCGGGGAAGGCCGCGAGGGCCCUGGAUGCCGCCCGGAAGAACUACUGCAGCAAAGAUCCCUCAAGAGCUGAGAAGCGUGAGAUCAAGUGUCCGACACCAGGCUGUGACGGCACUGGCCACGUCACUGGGCUGUACCCGCACCACCGCAGCCUGUCUGGCUGCCCCCACAAGGACAGGAUCCCCCCGGAGAUCUUGGCCAUGCAUGAGAACGUGCUCAAGUGCCCCACUCCUGGCUGCACAGGCCAGGGCCACGUGAACAGCAACCGUAACACGCACAGAAGUUUGUCUGGGUGUCCCAUUGCUGCUGCCGAAAAACUAGCCAAAUCUCAUGAUAAACAACAGCCACAGACGGGAGACCCUUCCAAGAACAGCUCCAACUCGGAUCGGAUCCUCAGGCCCAUGUGUUUCGUGAAGCAGCUUGAGGUCCCCCCAUAUGGAAGCUACCGGCCCAGCGUGGCCCCCACCACACCCAGGGCCAACCUGGCCAAGGAGCUGGAGAAGUUCUCCAAGGUCACCUUCGACUACGCAAGUUUUGACGCUCAGGUUUUUGGCAAGCGCAUGCUUGCCCCAAAGAUUCAGACCAGCGAAACCUCACCGAAAGCCUUUAAAUGCUUCGACUGCGCCCACGACGCGGAGGCUGCGCAUAUGGCCGCCACCGCCAUCCUGAACCUCUCCACGCGCUGCUGGGAGAUGCCCGAGAACCUCAGCACAAAGCCGCAGGACCUGCCCGGCAAGGCCGCGGACAUCGAGGUGGACGAGAACGGCACGCUGGACCUGAGCAUGCGCAAACACCGCCGGCGGGAGGGCGCCUGCGCGGGCGGCGGCGGCGGCGGCGGCGGCCCGGGCGUGAAGUCGGCCGACGCCUCCCGGCGCCAGGGCAGCGCCGGCGCCCCCAGCAGCUCCGUGAGCGCGCCCCCGCCCAGCCACGCCUCCCGCCAGGACGAGUGGGACCGGCCGCUGGACUACACCAAGGCCGGCCGCCAGCGCGGGGAGGAGCCUGAGGAGUCAGAGCCAGCAGCCCAUUCUUUUGCUUCUUCUGAAGCAGAUGACCAGGAAGUGUCGGAGGAGAAUUUUGAGGAGCGGAAGUACCCUGGGGAGGUCACCCUGGCCAACUUUAAGCUGAAGUUUCUCUCCAAGGACAUAAAGAAGGAGCUGCUCACCUGCCCCACCCCCGGCUGUGACGGCAGUGGCCACAUCACUGGGAACUAUGCCUCCCACCGCAGCCUCUCUGGUUGCCCUCUUGCUGACAAGAGCCUCAGAAACCUCAUGGCUGCCCAUUCUGCUGACCUCAAGUGCCCCACACCCGGCUGCGACGGCUCCGGCCAUAUAACGGGGAACUACGCAUCGCACCGGAGCUUGUCAGGCUGCCCUCGUGCCAAGAAAAGUGGAGCCAAGGCUACACCCACGAAGGAUGACAAGGAAGACCCUGAGCUGAUGAAGUGUCCAGUUCCGGGCUGCGUGGGGCUUGGUCACAUCAGCGGCAAAUACGCCUCUCACAGAAGUGCGUCAGGCUGCCCGCUGGCUGCCCGAAGGCAGAAGGAGGGUUCCCUCAAUGGCUCGUCCUUCUCCUGGAAGUCCCUGAAGAAUGAGGGGCCCACCUGCCCCACCCCAGGCUGUGACGGCUCUGGCCACGCCAACGGGAGCUUCCUCACCCACCGGAGUUUGUCUGGCUGUCCCAGGGCGACCUUUGCUGGAAAGAAGGGAAAACUCUCAGGGGACGAGGUUCUUGGCACGAAAUUCAAGACAAGUGAUGUGCUGGACAACGAUGAGGAGAUCAAGCAGCUGAACCAGGAGAUUCGCGACCUGAACGAGUCCAACUCCGAGAUGGAGGCCGCCAUGGUGCAACUGCAGUCCCAGAUCUCUUCCAUGGAGAAGAGCCUGAAGAGCAUCGAGGAGGAGAACAAGCUCAUCGAGGAGCAGAAUGAAGCCCUGUUUCUGGAGCUGUCGGGCCUGAGCCAGGCCCUCAUCCAAAGUCUUGCCAACAUCCGCCUUCCGCACAUGGAGCCAAUAUGCGAACAGAAUUUUGAUGCCUAUGUAAGCACCCUCACCGACAUGUACUCCAACCAGGAGUGCUACCAGAACCCCGAGAACAAGGACCUCCUCGAGAGCAUCAAGCAGGCCGUGCGGGGCAUCCAGGUCUAGGCCUCCUCUUCUGAGGAGCCGCUGUGCUGAUCCGGGGCACCUGGGGCAUCCCAACUUGCCUCCAUCUUUUGCCUCCCUUGCCCUGCCCUCCCAGUGGAGAGUCCCAACUCACAGUGACUUCUAGUUGGCAGCCCAGGGUGGCCUCGGGGGGGGGGGGGGGUGGUUUACCCAGACGGGUGCCUGGAAAUUCGUGUCUCCCUCAAUGCGAUGUGCUCACCGGGCGGGAGGCCUUGACCUCUCCACGUGAGUGCGGGGCGUGAAGUAUUACAAAGUGAUUUAUUUUUGCUUCUGAAAGCUCGAAGUCUCCAGUGAAAACUCACAGACAAGGUUCUCAGGGAAGUUUUGGAGCUGCAACCACAGUAUUCCUUUGUCUGUCAAGGCCGAGAGGGCAGCCUGGCCUGGCGGGUGGUGUGUGUGUUGAGUCAGCCUGGAGUGGCCAGUGCGCCCGCGCGGUGAGGCCGCCGUGGCAAGUGUGUUUCCUGUUGUCCUUUGAUUCAGUUUUAUGUUAAGGGUAGAAGAGAGCAGCAUUCCAGAAGGUAGGUUAGGAAUAGGCCUCGAGGAAGCUGGCCUGGGACCCCCUGAAAGUCAAUGGCAGCUCCACACGGACGCACUGCCGGCUGAGCCUGCAGACCCUGCACUCGGGGUCAGGCUCCCUUGAGGCUGCAGCCUUUAGACCCAGGUCAGGGUCAAGGCCAGGGCCUCUGUCUCUCUGUGUGCCCACCUGGCCUGUGACCUGGCACUGCCCAUCACCUGGAUCAUGGCUGAGCUUUACUGAGGUGGGGACAAUGUCAGUGAGGGUAGGGGAUCAAUUCCUAACUGGAGACCACCAAGGUGUCACUUCUUUUUAGAUCCAUUCGAGAUUCAAAAGAAGGUAAUUUUUGAUUUAAUGUGUUAAAAACACAAUGUUCCUAACAUGUAAAUAGAGUCCAAAUCAACUGUGACUGCAAUUCCAAGUUAGUAUUUAAAAGUAGAGAAAUUGCACUUCCUGGAAGAAAUAAGACAGUAGUUAGUUUAAUUAUUCUGUAAAUUAUUUAAUUUUGUCAAAAUGUAAGUAUUUAUAUUCGCAACCUCUUAUGUUAACGUUUGCUAUUUAUUUAACAUUUUUAUUUAUUAAUUUUAUACUAUUUUAC
This is a messenger RNA of Hippopotamus amphibius kiboko, 4457 nucleotides long. RefSeq names its product myelin transcription factor 1 (gene MYT1). Bases 1 to 3327 code for a protein of 1108 amino acids. NCBI's taxonomy places the organism in Eukaryota, Metazoa, Chordata, Mammalia, Artiodactyla, Hippopotamidae. The transcript has 21 exons. Gene Ontology annotation, biological process: regulation of transcription by RNA polymerase II. Gene Ontology annotation, cellular component: nucleus. The record is from RefSeq and is a predicted model, not a curated record. Gene Ontology annotation, molecular function: zinc ion binding; RNA polymerase II cis-regulatory region sequence-specific DNA binding; DNA-binding transcription factor activity, RNA polymerase II-specific.